AUGGUCCCAAGAGUGCCAAGUGGCCUUCGAGGCCGUCAAGGCGAGCCUCACCAUGGCCCCAGCCAGUUCUGGCUCUGCCAAACUUUUGCAGCUUUCUUCGUGGUCUGCGACGCAUCCAUUCGCGCCAUCGGUUGCUGCCUGAUGCAGCGCGAUGAUUCGGGCCGGGAUCGCCCGGUAUCGUUCCAAUCCCGCCAGCUCCACAAGUCCGAGAAGAACUAUCCCGUUCAUGACUUGGAGCUUCUGGCGAUGUACUAUGCCCUCAAGAAGUUUCGUGUCUACCUCCUGGGUUCGGAAGAAUUCGUGGUCUUCACUGACCAUGCAUCGCUACGCACGGCUGUCCACUCACCGCAUCUAUCCCAGCGCAUGCAGCGCUGGCUCUCCUUCUUUUCGGAAUUCAACAUGAAGGUUGAAUACAAGCCUGGCCGCGACAACGUUGUCGCGGAUGCUUUGUCCCGACUCCCCCCCGUCGGCAGACAACAUGGAGCUCUCCUCCAUCUCCACGCGAUAGUCCGCGACGGUCUGUUGCUGUAUUCCACCAAUACGACCGAUUGCUCUCGGAUCGCAGUACCAUGCGACUAUUCUCUACGGCAGGACAUCCUGCACGAGCUCCACGAUGCCCCAAGCGGGGGCCACUUCGGCCGCGAUCGAACGUACACUACCGUCGCUCGCCUCUUUUGGUGGCCGCGUUUGCAUAAACACGUUGCUCGCUACGUCGCCUCCUGUGACGUUUGUCAAUCAAUCAAGGCCGUCGCGUCCACUCAAGCUCCACUCCAGAGCUUGGAAGUUCCCAGCGAACCCUGGGAGUCUAUCAGUAUGGACUUCAUGGCCUUCGCCGCGACCGACGCGGCAACACUGGCAUUUGGGUAUGCGUUGACCGGGGGUCGAAAUACCUUGUGGCAGUCGCCGUCUGGGCAAGCAUCACAGCUGAGCGCUUUUUUGUUUGCCCGAGUUGCCACUCGCCUCAACAUGUCCUCGGCCGACCUCCCCGAGACUGACGGCCAGACCGAAUGCGCUAACCGCGUUGUCGAAGAUGUACUCCGCAGUUAUGCUGCGUCGAAACCUCGCACAUGGAGUUCCCUACUCCACCAAGUGGAAUUUCCUUACAAUUCCUCGGUCCACGCCUCCACGGGUUUUUCCCCGUUUUACGCAAGCCGUCUGCGUCACCCCCGUCUUCCGACUGACACCGGUGUGUCUACUUUGAGUGUGGGGGGAAUCUCCCCUGGCCCACGCACGACAGCGUCGAUCCAAGAAUUUCUGCGCCUCUGA
Molecule: messenger RNA, 1266 nt
Organism: Aphanomyces astaci
Lineage: Eukaryota; Oomycota; Saprolegniomycetes; Saprolegniales; Verrucalvaceae
Exons: 3
Coding region: 1-1266 (421 amino acids)
Molecular function (GO): nucleic acid binding
Source: RefSeq, a predicted model, not a curated record